AUGGAUGAUAUGGAUGUAGAGACAGAGCAAGGUGAAGUAGGGCAUUGUGAAGAAAUAAUUAGUGAUAAUGAACUACUUGAUGAACAAGUAUUUGUUCUUCCUCGUAAUCACACACCACAAGCAUAUCUUGAUAUGUCAAAUACUGAUAUGGCAAGUAUGGAUAUACAUCUUCCAGAAAAUAAUAUUGGUUAUAGAUUGUUGACAAAGAUGGGUUGGAAGGCUGGUCAAGGUUUAGGAAGUUUUGAACAAGGUAGAAGAGAACCAAUUCGAAUAGAUAUUAAAUCUGAUAGUUUAGGAGUUGGGAAAUUAGAGGAGGAAAAUUAUUAUCAUUUUACUAGUACCUUGAAACGUAAAGCAUUAGUUAGUGAAAAAAUAGCAGAAGAAACUGAUGAGGAAAGGCUUGAACGACAAAGUAAAGUUCUAAAGAAAGAAUCCAUAAAAAAAGAAUUAGAAACAGUUAAAGCAGCAUUUUAUUGUGCAUUAUGUGACAAACAAUAUGCUAAAAUAUCUGAAUAUGAAAAUCAUUUAACAUGGUGA
Messenger RNA from Entrophospora sp. SA101, 537 nucleotides. The record is from the annotation of a GenBank genome assembly. Lineage: Eukaryota; Fungi; Glomeromycota; Glomeromycetes; Entrophosporales; Entrophosporaceae.